Molecule: messenger RNA, 2734 nt
Organism: Lagopus muta (rock ptarmigan)
Lineage: Eukaryota; Metazoa; Chordata; Aves; Galliformes; Phasianidae
Product: zinc finger protein 239-like
Exons: 3
Coding region: 862-1824 (320 amino acids)
Source: RefSeq, a predicted model, not a curated record
GGUGGGCGGCAGCGGAGCGCUGGGCCGGGAGAGGGCUGCACGGGUUGGAAGCUCCGACAGAACCUUUGUCUGUCGGCAUCGUGGAGGGAGGACCUGCCCGGAGAAGAGACGGAAAAGAGGAGGGGAGGGCCGGUUGCCCUUUUUCUACUCCAGUCUCCGCUUUAGCCGCUGUCCCUGUGUUCUCCCGUCCCUUGCUUGUAGCGCAGUUCCCCCGUCCCAUCGCUUUCCACCUGCCGCGGGCAAAAGCAUCUUCUUGCCCAGUUUCCGAUCUCUGUUGCACACAGGCAGCCUCACACGCUGCCCCGGUUCCCCAGAGCUCCACGUCUCCCACUUCUUCUUCUCAUCCCUUUUCGGGUGUUACGGCAGUGCCCUGGCCACCCCACCUUCUGCCCUUCCCAGCGCAGCAGCCCCUGCUUUAGGGAGGACAUCUCCAGCUAGUGCUGUAUAUCAGGAACAGGUUCUGCACCACAGGGUGGCGGGCAUGGCACGGGCUGCCCAGGGUGAUGGGCAUGGCCCCAUGUGCCAGAGUUCAGGGAGUGCUUGGACACUACUUUCAGACACAGGGUUUGGAUUUUGGGUGGUCAUGUGUGGAGUCCGGAGUUGGACUCGGUAAUCCUUGUGGGUCCCUUCCAGCAUAGGAUAUUCACACCUUGCUCUGAAUGGCAGCUUGGUGCCCGGGGUGACCAUGCAGAGAACACUCAGACAGCGACAGCACUUCAGGAGCAGACUGCAGGACCCCAAGGAGCCUGAGAGAUGGAGCUCUACACUGGGAUGACUCCUACAGCCUCCACAAUCCAACACAGCCACAGGACAGCUAUGGAGGAGGAUUCCUGAUUGGUGAACCUGACAUAAGCUGCCGAGAUGGACCAAGGAGAAGAUCAAGAUUAUGAGGCCUCAAAGGACAUGGGUGCUGAGAUCGAUCCCUUUCUGAAUCACUUUGCAAGCACACAUCCACAGGACUUGUUGGCAGCAGAAUCCGUAGGAGAAGAGGAACAGCUGGAGAACGGUGAUGGAAGUCAGUGUGGUUCCACAGAGGCACGGCAAGGUGACCGCAGGGAGGCACAGGAGGCUAAGCUGCCUUGCUCUGCUGUCAGCCUGGUGAAAAGACAAGAGAGAAGGGUGGCAGCACCACGGCGAGCCCCUCGUGCAGAGCAGCCCACCAUCUGCUCCGAGUGUGGCAAGGGCUUCAGCCGGAGCAUCCACCUCAUCCAGCACCAGCGAAUGCACACCGGGGAGCGCCCGUUCCUGUGUGGGGAGUGUGGCAAGGGCUUCAGCCAGAGCUCCCACCUCAUCCAGCACCGGCGAGUCCAUACCGGCCAGAAACCCUACACUUGUGCAGACUGUGGAAAGAGCUUCAGCCAGAGUUCUAACCUCCUGAAGCACCAGCGCAUCCACACCGGGCUCAAACCCUACAUGUGCAGCGAGUGUGGGAAGAUCUUCAGCGAUAGCUCCACCUGCAUCAAACACCAGCGUAUGCACACAGGCGAGCGGCCCUACAAGUGCUCAGCCUGCGGGAAAAGCUUCAGUCAGCACUCCCACCUCCUUCAGCACCAGCAGGCCCACAGCGGUGUCCGGCCUUACUCUUGCGGUCAGUGUGGCAAACGCUUCGGGCAGAGCUCUGACCUCAUUAACCACGCUCGUACCCACACCGGUGAAAAGCCUUACAAGUGCAGCCAGUGUGGCCGGGGCUUCAGUGGCAACUCCAACCUCAUCAAGCACACCCGCAUCCACACGGGUGAGCAGCCAUACCGCUGCGGCCAGUGCGGAGCAAGCUUUCGUUUCCAGCCCCAGCUGGUGCGCCACCAAAAGCACCAUGCAGGGUAGUUGGCCACGUGGAUGAUGGGCCAUGGACCUGGUGCCGUUGGAUGCUUCAUAUGGGGUGUGAACUGGGGCAGGGAGCCCUCAGAGCCUGUGUCCUUCUGGGUUGAUCGGUCUGUGAGCACUGCCUAGGCACUCAGCCUGCACUGAAUGAACUAGCGCAGGUUCACUGCGUGAGGUAGCAGUUCUCAGCCCCUCUUCGAGGGAAGAAAGAUACUUACCGUGGGGUAGCAAUUCUCAGCCCCUCUUUAAGGGAGGAAAGAUACUUACCGUAUGGUGUGUCCAAGACCAGGAGGGAGAGACAUUCCAAGGAUCAGUGCCUUCUUUUGUUAUUCUUAGAGGGUUGUGAUUUUUGUCCUAAAAUCUGUUUGCUGUAUAAAUUGCCUGGGUUUUGCCUCUGUUGUAAAGCCAUAGCUUAGCAUGAUUGCUCCCCUCAGAAUCCACAUCUCCCACUUGGCAGUUUUCUUGGGUUUAGGUGGUGUUAGCUAUUUAUUUCAAACCCCUGCAACACAGAGUUGGAUGCCUCAGAGUGUAUGUCACAGGCCCAGCCAUCCUCUGUGCGGGCCACUCUGGAACUGUAUUUCUGCUCGGUUGGAUAGCUGUUAAAUUGGCAGGUUCUCAGAUGAUGAUGCUUUGUCCUCAGCAGUUUGACAGCUUUGUCCUCAGCAGCAAUUAAGUAAAUUAACAUCCUAAUAGGUACUUCUCUCAGAUUCUUGUUUAGGCGCUUUUGUGGGUGGCACUUUAUGAAUGUUUUUAUAAGGCUUUUAAAAGUAUUUAGGAUGACUUUUUUUAAUUGUGAUUUUUUAAUUGACAGUUGAUGAAAAGAAAGAGGAUGAUGUUUCAAAAUAAGCUAUGUCAAACCGAUUUUGUAUUCAGUGUUAAAUAUCUUUUCUUGCAUAAAAGCUUUUAACUCUAA